AUGCCGUCAGGCGGUCUGGACGGUUCCUUUGAGGAACAGUACACGCAUCCAUUGGCGGUGCUGCAGGUGCCAAAGCGGCGGCGGGUGGGGGCCAAGCGGCGUGCAGCCGGGGACCCAUCGGCACUGCUUGCGGCGCUGAGCCGAGCACCAGCGGUCCCUUCUAUGCAGGCAGCAGCAACGGCGGCGGCGCCAUCAUCGGCGUCCGAUGCGAGCGCGGCGCUGUCUGCGGUGCCUGCACGGCCUAUGGUGCUUUACGGACAGGACAAGUG
Messenger RNA from Monoraphidium neglectum, 269 nucleotides. RefSeq lists its product as hypothetical. The annotation marks the transcript as partial. NCBI's taxonomy places the organism in Eukaryota, Viridiplantae, Chlorophyta, Chlorophyceae, Sphaeropleales, Selenastraceae. The transcript has a single exon. The record is from RefSeq and is a predicted model, not a curated record.